GUAAUUGUUAAAAUCAUGAGAUCUCUCUUAUCUGGUGUGAUUCUAGUCUUCUCGUCGGUGACUGGAAUUGUGUCAGCCGAUACAGAUUUUACCAGCGACGUGCUCCGGUUACCGUCUGAAGCUUAUAAAUUCUUCCAUGGGGGCGACAACGAUGAAGUCGAGGGAACGAGAUGGGCGGUCUUGAUUGCUGGAUCUAAAGGAUAUCAGAAUUACAGGCAUCAGGCAGAUGUUUGUCAUGCUUAUCAAGUGCUAAGAAAUGGUGGUCUGAAAGAGGAAAAUAUCGUUGUUUUUAUGUAUGAUGAUAUUGCCUACAAUGAAGAAAACCCUAGACAAGGAAUCAUCAUUAACAGUCCGCGUGGUGAUGAUGUUUACAAGGGAGUUCCAAAGGAUUAUACUGGAGAAAAUGUUACUGUUAACAACUUUUUUGCUGCAAUCCUUGGAAAUAAAUCUGCCAUCACUGGGGGUAGUGGCAAAGUUGUAGAUAGUGGCCCCAAUGAUCAUAUUUUCAUUUUUUACUCAGACCAUGGGGGUCCUGGUGUUCUUGGAAUGCCUACCUUUCCUAGUAUUUUUGCUGAUGAUUUGAUUGAUGUUUUAAAGACAAAGCACGCCAUGGGAACCUAUAAAAGCUUGGUAUUCUAUCUUGAAGCUUGUGAGUCUGGUAGUAUCUUUGAGGGGCUUCUUCCUGAGGGUUUGAAUAUCUAUGCAACCACGGCAUCGAAUGCAGUCGAGAGUAGCUGGGCGACCUAUUGUCCCGGAGAAGACCCUAGUCCUCCCCCGGAGUAUGAGACCUUGUACAGCGUCUCUUGGAUGGAGGACAGUGCCAUAAAAAAUCUGCGGAACGAGACUUUGCACCAGCAAUACGAACUCGUGAAACGGAGGACUAAUAACGGCAAUUCGGAAUACGGUUCUCAUGUCAUGCAAUUUGGCGACAUAGGGGUUAGCAAGGACCAUCUCUUUGAAUACUUUGGUACGAAUCCGAUGAACGAUAACUUCACAUUCGUUGAUGAGAACUCCUCGGAGCCGCCUACUAAAGCUGUUAAUCAACGUGAUGCUGAUCUUCUUCAUUUCUGGGAUAAGUAUCGCAAAGCACCCCAUGGCUCGGCUAGGAAGGUCGAAGCCCGAAAGCAGUUUAUGGAAGCUAUGUCCCAUAGGAUGCAUACAGACAACAGUGUUGAACUGAUUGGCCGGCUAUUAUUCGGAACCGAAAGGGGCUCGGAAGUUCUAAAUACCUUUCGACCAGCGGGUCAACCUCUUGUUGAUGAAUAGAAAUGCCUUAAGAAAACGGUGAGAACCUUCGAGACGCAUUGCGGAUCACUGUCGCAGUUCGGGCUGAAACACAUGCGUUCCUUUGCAAACAUCAACGCCGGGAUUCGGACGGAAAAGAUGGCCGAGGCAGCCGCCCAAGCUUGUGCCGGCAUUCAACAUUGGGGUUCUCUU
Messenger RNA from Hibiscus syriacus, 1437 nucleotides. Its product is annotated as vacuolar-processing enzyme-like. The transcript is spliced from 9 exons. The record is from RefSeq and is a predicted model, not a curated record. NCBI's taxonomy places the organism in Eukaryota, Viridiplantae, Streptophyta, Magnoliopsida, Malvales, Malvaceae. Gene Ontology annotation, molecular function: cysteine-type endopeptidase activity. The coding region runs from base 16 to 1266 and encodes 416 amino acids. Gene Ontology annotation, biological process: vacuolar protein processing.